This is a messenger RNA of Mercenaria mercenaria, 2163 nucleotides long. RefSeq lists its product as uncharacterized. Bases 1 to 2163 code for a protein of 720 amino acids. Gene Ontology annotation, molecular function: zinc ion binding. The record is from RefSeq and is a predicted model, not a curated record. NCBI's taxonomy places the organism in Eukaryota, Metazoa, Mollusca, Bivalvia, Venerida, Veneridae. The transcript has a single exon.
AUGGCAUCUCAUGGUAGUGAUUCGUGUUCUGAAGAAAAAUUGGAAAUUAAACACAAUAAAGAACAGAACUUAUGCAAUGACUGCCUUUUUGAUGACUUGAAGGUAGAUGCUUUUGGAUUUUGUACAAUUUGUUCCCAAUAUUUAUGUGAAGAGUGUUGCAGAAGCCAUAAGAAAAGCAGCGCAACCAGAGAUCACAAUAUAGAAGAAUGCACUACAGAGGGACAUGAACAGAAUUUUCAGAAAGAGGUUCGCGUCCUGGACGAAACAACAUGUAAACCUACUGUAACUGAAAACUCUGAAAUCAAACUUGUUUGCGAUCCGUGUCUCUUUGACAAUACGGAAAUGCCGGCUGUCGGAUUCUGCGUCAUUUGCGUUGAAUAUCUUUGUCAAGAAUGCUGCCGGGACCACAAGAAAAGUAAAACUACAAGAAGUCACAACAUCUUGAAAGAAAAUAUACCAACAAACUCCCAAGUCUUCAAAACAUUGAAGGAAAUGACGUCAUGUUCAGAACAUACUGAUACGCAGGUGUCUCACAUAUGUAAAGAUCAUAAAAUACACGUAUGUGUGAUGUGUAUUGCGGGCAGUCAUAGAAGAUGCAAAUCUGUGAGUGAGCUGACAAAUACGGAUACUUCUAAUUUGUCCAAAUUAGAUGAGGUUGGAAAGAAGCUACUUGACAUUCGUAAUAAAUCAAAUAGUGUAAAGGAAAAACGCAAAGAAAACAUGGAAGCUUUAAUCCUGGACAACAGUCAGAUACAAUGCAAUAUUUCGGCAUGUGCGGAUGAAGUAAACAAUGUGUUACAACAGCUGAAAGAAAGUGCUCUGAAAUCUUCAAACAGUUUAAUGGACUCAGAGAUUUCUCGCCUGACCAAGGACGUCGCUAUCUGUAAUGAUGUUGAAAAGGACAUUGAGAUGUACACUCAAAUUCUGGAUGCUACAAAACAGCACAUUAGCGGCGUGGAAACGGGUAUAAUUGCGGACAGUCUAGGGAAGAAACUUCUAGCUAUGGAUACGUUCUUAAACAAAAAGCAACAUAUACCCGAUGUGCAGAUGAAAUUUACACAGAAUCCAAUCCUCGGUCAAAUCAGAACACUCGGAAAUGUUACAAUGCAUCAAAAAGCUCCAUUAGAAUUAAAAUCGAACACAGAAUCAGCAGUCCCAUCAGGGUAUGUCAGCGAUGAGGUUAUUGGUGAUGAUGAUAUAUCAAGUUCCUCGGGGUCAGACGUUGAAGAUGACAAGAAUGAUACAGAAAAGAAAGUUAAAAAACAAAAACAGAAAGGGAGGAUCAAAGACCAGGGCAAAUAUAAAAUAAAGGCAUCUUUGGAUCAGAGUCCAUGCUCUAUAAUAGGUGGCUUUAUACUCCCAGGGGGAAACAUCGUGCUUGUUGACGAAACAAACAGAAACAUCAAGUUAUAUACUCGAAAUUACAAAAUAAUGUUCUACAAACCUUUAGAAGCACAGCCAACAGAUGUUUGCAGAAUCGGUCCUAAGAAUUUUGCACUGGUCUACAAAGACUUGAAACAAAUUGAUAAAUUUAUGAUUGAGGACAGGAAACCGAAUGCUGCACAAUUCAAGCGUGGAAUAAAAUCUGUAAAGACAAUUCAGCUAGAGCGUAGCUUUAAAACAAGAUAUGAAAAUUACCGGAUUACAAUGUAUGAUAAAGAAAUAGCUUUACUGUGCAAAACAGUCGGCAGCUCCAUAGGUUCUGUUCGUCUAGAACUUCGUCAAGAAAGUAACAAUCAACUUGACCUAGAAAGUAGUCUACCGUACAGUAACAAAGAAGAGCAGUUUGAUUUCAACCAAUGCGGAAUGUGCUCGACUCCAGAUGGUAUUGUACUAUACAGUAAGAGCACGGGGCUUGUGUGUUUUGUACGGAGAAGAAACAUGGAAGUCCUUAUGGUCAAAUGGAAAAUUGAUCUACAUGGCAAAAUUCCAAAUCUAGAGAGGGUUAUUGGAGAUACAUACGGCAAUUUGUUUGUCUGCUCUACCAUAACAGGGUCGGUGUAUCAGAUUGCUGCGGAUGACCACUCUCAAAUAACAACGGUUGCUUCCCGACUCAUUAACCCCGUUUCAUUGGUAGUUAACGACAAGAUAGGAAAGCUGCUUGUUGGGUGUGAAAAUGAUGAUAACUUGUACAUUUUUGACUUGCAAAAGAAAGGAAACUAA